CGGCACAUCAAGUGACAUCUUAUUCCCUUAGUUUAACCUUUAUCUCCAACCAACGGCUCUGCUUGGCAUCCUAUCCCGUGCGCUGCGCCGGUGCUUGGCAAACCUCGAUGAUUUGCCUAUAAAUCCAGUCAGAGUAUCCAACAACUGGUCAUUAUUAUUAUUCCAAAAUCAUCCUUCCUCCUUCCAUUCAUUUCUUUUUGAAUAACUUCCAUCAACUUAGCAAUCUACUACAACUGUCCCCCACAUCCAUCCAUCAUGAAUGACACUGGCACCUUUCCAGCAGAGUUGCCCGACUGGAGCAACCUCAAGGUGAUUCACCAAAACACACUUGAGCCCAGAAGCCACUUCUAUCUGUACAACUGUGAGGUUGACGCCCUUACAAGGGAUAUCUCACGAGCAAAGGCGCAAUGUCUCUCUGGCACAUGGAAGUUUUCUGUUUCCAAGUCGCCCUUCGAAGGACCACAGAACUUCUAUAAGAAGGACUUUGACAGCUAUGGAUUUUCAGAUAUCCAGGUCCCUGGAAUGUGGCAGCUUCAAGGCCACGGAAAGGGGCCUCAUUACACAAACUUUGAUUACCCUUGGCCAGUUGACCCACCAAAUGUCCCCUACCAGGAUAACGAAUGCGGUCGUUACAUCACACGAUUCACUGUGAGAGACGACUUCGCAAAUCACCAGCUUCGCCUAAGAUUUGAAGGCGUCGACUCUGCGUUUAGUGUAUGGGUCAACGGAAAGAAAGUUGGGUAUUCACAAGGCGCUCGAAACCCUAGUGAAUUCGACAUCACCCAAUACGUCGACGACGCUGGUGAGAAUGUUCUUGCCGUCGAGGUCUAUCAGCACUGUGACGGGCGCUAUCUGGAAGACCAGGAUGAGUGGUGGCUAAGUGGAAUAUUCCGUGACGUCUACCUGCAUGCAUUCCCAAAAGUGCAUCCAGUCGAUUAUCAUGUGACGACGGAAUUCGACAAAAAGUACGAAAAUGCCACACUCAACGUCAACUUGCAGAUGUGCACGGCGUCGGGCGUGGAAGUCAAGUUGUUUGAUACCCAAGGCCAGCUUGUUGCACAAGAUAACAAAGCUAUUCAAACGACUGGAAAGUUUUCCAUCAAUGUUAACAAGCCUCUAAAGUGGACUGCUGAAACUCCUCACCUUUACACACUCGUCCUCAACGUUCUUGACAGAGAUGGCUGUAGUGUUGUUCAGCGAGUGGGAUUCAGGACUACCGGGCUUAUUGACGGUGUCUUCUGCGUGAAUGGUCAGCCUAUCAAGAUCCGAGGAGUAAACAGGCACGAAAACCAUCCCGACUUUGGUCGAGCAGUCCCCUAUGAAUUCAUGCGACAAGAUCUUCUCACUAUGAAGCGUCACAAUCUCAAUGCGAUUCGCACAUCGCAUCAAAUAAAUGACACAAGACUGUACGAUGUUGCUGAUGAGCUCGGUCUCUGGAUCCUUGACGAAGCCGACUUGGAAUGUCAUGGAUUUGGCGUCGUAGGUGGCGACGCCUCCAAGUUCACUUCGGAUAACCCAGAUUGGAAGGAGGCCUAUGUUGACAGAGCCCGACAAAUGGUUGCUCGUGACAAGAAUCACGCCUGUGUCAUCCUAUGGUCCCUCGGAAACGAAUCCUUUUAUGGCCGGAAUCAUCAAGCCAUGUACGACUGUAUCAAGGAAAUGGAUCAGACACGUCUGGUUCACUACGAAGGUGAUGGCGGCGCCCAGACAGCUGAUAUUUUCAGCUGGAUGUAUCCAGGUAUCGAUUCCAUUGAUAACUUUGGAAAAGAAAGAGACUGGAAAAAGCCCCUCAUCAUCUGCGAAUUCCUUCAUGCAAUGGGAAACUCUUGCGGUAAUGCAAAGGAAUACAUUGAAUCGUUUUACAGACACCCUCGUCUCAUGGGUGGAUUCGUGUGGGAAUGGGCAAACCAUGGUCUACGAAAGAAAUCAGAUCGCGGAGAAGAGUAUAUGGGGUACGGAGGUGACUUUAACGACUUCCCCAAUGAUGCCAACUUUGUCAUGGAUGGCAUGAUGUUUUCCGAUCAUAGGCAUGGGCCGAAUCUGAUUGAAUACGCCAAGGCUAUUGAACCCAUCCAGACAGUAUCCUUUAAAGAUGGUAUCGUUGGAGUCAUCAAUCGAUACGACUUUCUGGGUAUUGAGCAUCUCAGUGUGACUUGGGAGAUUCGGACGGACGGCAAUACCACAAAGGCCGCCAGUGGCCGUACUUCGUUGAUUCAAGAUGCAUUGCCACAUACUGAAGGGCGAAUUCGACUUGACGGAUUCCACAACGACCUUUUGCGCACUUUGUCUGGAGAAUCAUACAUUCAUUUGUCGUACAAACUCAAAAACUCUACAAAUUGGGCAACCGCGGGCCAUGAAGUCACGUUUGGCGAGAUACAAAUCUCCAAACCUCGACCGUUAACAGACUCGAUUCCUACACAGUUGACAUUGGCAAAGCCUAAACUAGCUAGGGCCUCUGGCAAUCGUAUAGUUAUCACCUCAGCUACGGGAGUCUCCAAGUGGGCGAUAGACCAGGCUCAUGGCAACAUUGUCAGCUGGACCAGAGCAGCACACCCAUCUCAAGAGCUCAUUACUGAAGGCACAUUUAUGGACUUUUACCGUGCUAUGACUGAUAAUGAUAGCCGUGGUCAUGGCUGGCAAUGGCGCGACCGCUAUGUCCACCAGACCUCCAACAACACGAGGCAGGUGUCCUGGAAGGAUGUUGACGGCGGUGUUCAAGUGCAAGUAAAGAGCAGGAUUGCACCAGUAGUUAAAGCAUGGGCCGUGGAUACAACCUUUACAUAUACAUUCCGCGGAGACUCAUUGCAUAUCAGGGUUCAGGGCAAGCCAGGGGGACCGCUAUUGCCUGACACAUUUGGAAGAAUCGGCCUUACCGCAGGCAUCGCUGGCGUUGAUCGGGUCCGUUGGUGGGGAAGAGGCCCGGGUGAAUCAUACAUUGACAAGAAACUUUCGCAGUCUGUUGGACAAUGGGGUUCGACUGUGGAUGAAUGCUGGAAUGACUAUGAAUUUCCACAGGAUAACGGCAACAAGACAGACGUACGAUGGGUGGAGCUCCUGGGCAGCAAUGGCGAGCGUAUCCUACGCGCCAACUUUGGUGCUUUCAACGGUGCCAGUUUCUCCACGAUGCAUUACUCGACAAAGGAUCUCGACGAAGCUCGCCAUACCCACGAAAUCCAUCGCAAGAAACGGGCCGAUACUGUUCUUCGCUUGGACUGGAAAAACCAUGGUCUUGGAGGCGCAUCGUGUGGACCGUGGACGUUGCCUGAAUACCAGCUGCAAGCCAACCAAGAGUUUGAUUUUGAAGUUUUGUUAGAGUAGCCGUAUCCAAUCAUAAGAAAUCGAUUUUUGUU
Messenger RNA from [Torrubiella] hemipterigena, 3350 nucleotides. NCBI's taxonomy places the organism in Eukaryota, Fungi, Ascomycota, Sordariomycetes, Hypocreales, Clavicipitaceae. The record is from the annotation of a GenBank genome assembly.